AUGCAAGCCUCAGCAACAGCACAUGAUGGGUCGGCCAAGGGCAAGGGCAGCUCUGGGGCAGCAGCGACCGAUGACAGCUCGUCGCGAGUCGCUCACACUCUGACGGCAUGUUCGAGAUGCAGACAGCGCAAAACACGAUGCGACCCUGGUCUGCCACGCUGCGGACCCUGCGAGCGGACAAACUCGGUGUGCGAAUACUGGGACCCGGCCAAAGGAAAGAACGUCAACCGCGACUACGUCGUCUACCUACAACAGCGAGUGCGCCAACUCGAGCUGGAGCUGGAGAAGGUCGAGAACGAUGAAGGACAUGACGACCCCGAGGUCAUGGUGCGCAGCGGUGCCGGCGUCAAGCUGCAGGAGCACGACGAGACAAAAUACCUGGGUCCGUCCAGCGGCACUCAGAUCACCCGCCUGGUCAUGCAGCUGGCCAAGCACUUUACAGACUCAAAGUCCAUCAAGGAGAUUGUCAACGAGAGCAAAGCCCGCCAGGUCAAGGCCCUCUACGCUGAAGAGGCCUCCAAGCCCACCUCCAAGAUCUAUCCCCUGACCAGUGAUGUCGCCGCCGAGGACCUCCCCAACCGCAGCCUGACCGACCUCCUGAUCCAGCUAUACAACCUCAAGGUCCAGCCCAUGUACCCUGCCCUUCACGAGCCUUCAUUCGCCAAGGAUGUCGAUGUUGUCUAUAGUGGCAGUCCUGAUCCUUAUCAGAAUUACAUCGUCCGCAUGGUCAUCGCCAUCAGUUUGCAAAAGAUGGACACCCAAUACGCUGGUCUUGCCGACAGCUACUACCUGGCUGCCUUGCAGUACCUGACUCCUGUCAUCCGUCCUAUGGACCUGAGGACCCUCCAAGCUUUCGCCAUGAUCGCCGAGUAUUCUCUGUUGACUCCUACUCGAACUGCCAUCUACUAUGUCAUGGGUCUUGCUGUUCGUCUCUCUCAGUCGCUUGGCAUCAACGAGGAACGCACCAUCACUCGCACUCAAUCUGGUGGUAAAGCCGAUUGUCUCGAAGUUGAUAUGCGCCGUCGCCUUUUCUGGUGCACAUUUGUCAUGGAACUCGGUUUGUCUCAUGCUUUGGGCCGUCCAUCCAUCCUGGCCACACACCAGGAUCACAUUGACGUCGAGUUCUUCGAGGCCGUCAGUGACGAAUACAUUACGCCUGAAGGUAUUCUUCCUGGUGCUCCUAGGCCAAACUUGAAAAAGUGGAUCGCCAUUCAUUUCUUUAAAAUGCGCAUGCUUCAACUCGAAAUUCGAAGAAAACUGUACCAGAAGAAGAGACCAACACCCAAGGACGACAAAGACAUAUGGUUCUUGCAGAUGAACGCAAAACUUGAGUCCUGGAGAGACGCCAGUCCGACAAAGGAUGAAGGCAGCGGUCUCAACAAAGUUUGGUUCAUUGGAAGAUACAAUACCAUGAUUGUCUUCCUGUAUAGGCCAUCGCCACAGGUACCCAGACCAUCUGUAUCUGCCGCCUUGAAAGUCUUUGAAGCUUGUCGGUACAACAUCUACCUACAAAGAGAGCAGAUAACCAUGGGCAACGUCGAUCUGACAUGGAUUUUCACUCAAGCAAUCUUUAUGGCCAUUAACAGUCUUCUGUGGUCGUUGUCCUUCGCUGAGGUGCGCAAGCAGAAUCCCAGACAAGACGUGCAAAAGCAUUUGCAAACUGCAAUGGAAGCUAUCCGACUCGGUUCAGAACGCUGGCCUGGUGUUUUGUCAGCUAUUGAGCUAUACCAUGAUCUGAUCUCAGCAAUCUUGAAGGCCUACGACAAAGACGGCGACAUUCCACUUCAAGAGGCUACUCCAUCUGACAGCGCUUCUCCUGGAGGAAAUCCUUACUCACCAAAUGCCAGUCAUUCGCGAGGCGCGAGUCCUGGAACAAUCUCGACUGUUUCAAUAGCCACACCUCCAGAGAGGAUCCCCUCCUUUGGCACUUUCCACAACACGAGUGUCGAGCACCCUCCACCAAUGCCGUACCAGCCAUCCGAGCACCCGAACGUGACGCCUCCAGUUUAUCAGAAUAAUCAAGCGCCACAAUCUAUACCACGCAUCAGCGGCCCAGAAAUCUCGCCGGGCGCAUAUCAGACGACACAAACUAAUCAGUCAUCAUAUUUCCAGCCUCUUCCCGCCAACUUCCCAGAACUACCAGGAGCUAACUGGGGCGCACAAUACAACUCUUCAGGCCAGAGAGGAACUCCCCCUUCCUAUAGCCCAUACGGCUUGUCUCCCUCUAGCAAUGGAUUGGCACCGCCUACUUCCUAUCCGGCAUCCUCGCCCCUCUAUGGACCAGGGGAUCCAGCCCAGCAAACUGCUGAGAAUCUGAUGGCCAAUCCUGGUUUUUGGGGACAAGACAUGUCACAAUUCGGCUCCGGUCUCGAUCAUGCUCAACAAACCGAACUUAUGCAUUCAUUGGAGACUUCUGGCAUGGAAGACAUCCAGCACAUGAUCAGUAACACUUUGCGUGCAUUCGGCCAGAGACCGCAGAAUGGUUGA
Aureobasidium pullulans EXF-150 is the source of this 2487-nucleotide messenger RNA. RefSeq lists its product as uncharacterized. The record is from RefSeq and is a predicted model, not a curated record. The transcript is spliced from 2 exons. Lineage: Eukaryota; Fungi; Ascomycota; Dothideomycetes; Dothideales; Saccotheciaceae. Bases 1 to 2487 code for a protein of 828 amino acids. Gene Ontology annotation, biological process: positive regulation of transcription by RNA polymerase II; DNA-templated transcription. Gene Ontology annotation, molecular function: zinc ion binding; DNA-binding transcription factor activity, RNA polymerase II-specific; sequence-specific DNA binding.